Pyricularia pennisetigena is the source of this 2763-nucleotide messenger RNA. RefSeq lists its product as uncharacterized. The record is from RefSeq and is a predicted model, not a curated record. Gene Ontology annotation, biological process: diterpenoid biosynthetic process. NCBI's taxonomy places the organism in Eukaryota, Fungi, Ascomycota, Sordariomycetes, Magnaporthales, Pyriculariaceae. Bases 1 to 2763 code for a protein of 920 amino acids. Gene Ontology annotation, molecular function: terpene synthase activity; magnesium ion binding. The transcript has 4 exons.
AUGCCCCACACGACAGAUGUCGACCUAGAAGCCGCAAGCUUAUGCCGGCAUUUGUUGGAUAGCUACAGCCCUGAUCACGGCGCAGGAUUCAUAACACCGAGCGUAUACGAUACGGCCUGGUUAGGGCUGGUCAAAAAAGGGAAUGCCAACGGACAGCAGCAAUGGCUUUUCCCAGAGUGCUUCCAAUAUCUCCUUGAUACGCAGUUGGCCGAUGGUGGCUGGCAGGCGUACUCUCGGGUGGACGGCAUUCUCAACACGGCGGUAUCGCUGCUGGCCCUUCGCCGCCAUGCCUCUGAGCCGCUGCAAAUCGCAAGCCCGCCGGCAGCAGAUGUUAAUGGUCGGGUUGAACGGGCAACGGCUGCCUUGCAGGCCAUGUUAAAUGCGUGGGAGGUGGCGGAGACGGUGGAGGAGACGACACACUUCGCCUACGAAACCAUAGUACCAACUUUACUGCGCCUUUUGGAAGAUGAAGGGAUUCCAUUCGAGUUCCAGGGCAAAGCUGCCCUAUUGGAAAUGCGCGGGGCAAAAAUGGCGGCUUUCAAUCCAGAAAAUCUUUAUGGAAAGACGAAAAUCCCAGCCAUUCACCACCUCGAAGCAUUCCUGGGCCAAAUCGACUACAGCAAAGUUGCACACCACAAGGUUGGUGGUGGUUUCAUGGGGUCGCCUUCUUCGACGGCGGCUUAUUUGGUUGGGUUACCAAAUGCAGCAUGGGAUGACGAGGCGGAGGGGUAUUUGUUCAAGGUUUUGGCCAAGGCGGGUGGGAAAUGUGUGCCGAGUGCAUCACCCUCCAUCGACUUUGAGUCUUUAUGGAUACUAUCGGCCUUGUUGCAAGCCGGAUUUUCGGAAACGCAGCUAGGCUCGGCGGCGAUAGACGUUGCUGAAGUGCUGGACCGAGCAUUUGAAGCGGGAAGCGCCGCCGUUGGAUUUGUGCCCUCAAUCAUGGUAGACGCCGACGAAACGGCCAAAUUGCUCAUCUUGCUCAACACGCUCGGGAUUCCCAAGUCUGCCGCAAAAUUGUUGAAGGAUUACAAGACAGCCAGUUUCGGCACCAGUUGCAACGUCCUCCUUGCGCUGCUGCACCAACCUAAUCCGGCUGAACAUGUCGACCAAAUCGUCAAAGUGGUCGACUUUAUAGGCAAUGCUUGGUGGAAGAAUAAUUGGCCGAUGCAAGAUGAAAAGAACCAUUCCCCCUUCUAUCCCUGUUUACUCGUUGUGCAAGCACUGGUUAAGCUUGUCGAACUUCUGGAAGGCGGCAAACUAUCCGAAUCUCUUGUAUCCGAUACCGAAAUCAGGACCAAGAUAACUUUGGCAAUAUUUCACGCAACCAUUCGCACAGUCGAGGCGCAGGAAAGCGAGGGCUCUUGGAAUCAAUCGGUGGAGGAAACGGCCUACGCUGUCAUCCUGAUUUCGACGGCAGCUCACGUCGCCUUGUUCGAUCCGAUCCGGCAACGUCUGGUCGACGCUGUGCGGAAUGGUGAGAAAUGGCUCCAACGAAAUCAAGCCAAAACCUCACAGGCGGGCGAAUAUCUUUGGAUUGGAAAAGUUAGCUACGGCAGCCCUGUUUUAACUAGAGCCUAUCGCCUAGCCGCCCUCAAGUCCGCGUCUUUCCUUGCCGAAAAAAGCACAAUAGGACACUGUCUUCGUACCGCCGAUUCCUGGCCCGAAUCGAAAGGUUACAUUAAAGUUUACAGCCGCACGCCACUGUUUUGCAAAGUCCCAGAACCGGAGCUUUACACCGCCGUUCUUGAGAGCUCACUCUUUCUGCCCAUGCUGAAAGAGCGAAGAUACAACAUAUUUUCGCGUGAAGGCGUGUCCAAGGAUAAGUACUUCACCUUGGUACCUUUUACGUGGACCGGCUCCUGCAUGCUCAAUGGGCUGCAGCCGUCGGCCGAGUGGUAUUGGGAAAUGACCAAGGUUGGGGUUUUGGGCUUUCAAACCGACGAGUUCUUCGAGGGGGUCUUGCGGCCUGAUGAACUAGACCUGUUCAGGCGGUACGUGCGAUUCCUCGUCCCAAUCGAGUUUGACGACUCGCACUUCGAACCCGACAAGGUCCCAGGCAUCGAACGCCUAAAGCCGAUGGCGGACUACACAGAUUAUAUCAUGAACCACUGGGCCGUCCAAAGGGCUACUCCCGCCGACAGGCUCGACAUGGCGCGCGAGCUGCGGGCCUACCUUUUUUCACAGAUCCACCAGACGGGACUCAACAUCCAGUCGGCACGACUAGGUGCCGCGUUCAAGCACCCCCAAAGCUAUUUCAUGUGGGCGCGCAUCACCGGCACCGAGCACAUCGCCUCGCCCAUCUACUUUUCCUUUCUGGCUUGCAUGAUCCCGCAGUCUGUGCUGCCCUCCCUGGCCGGCUCGGACAUCCUGCCCACCAUGGAGGAAAAGUAUUACUCCGAGGCCGUCAGCAAGCACUCUGGCGCAAUGUGCCGCAUGUACAACGACAUGGGUUCGAUCCCCCGUGACACCGCCGAAAAGAAUCUCAACUCAGUCCACUUUCCCGAGUUCAACCAGACGAUUGCCGAGACCAAAAAGCAGGCCCUGUGGGAUAUUGCCCAGUUCGAGAGGGAGGCUUUUGAAGAUGCCCUGGCGAGGUUAGAGCGUGCCACGAGAAAACGUAUGGUUAGCAUGGGAGAGAAAGAGAAGCAGGUGACCGAAGUGAGGAUCAAGUAUUGGCGCAUGUAUUGCGAUAUCACGGAUUUGUACGGGCAGAUUUGGGUGUUACGCGAUUUUUCGGCUCCCGUUUUCCAGCCCGCGCGUUGA